Messenger RNA from Cuscuta epithymum, 1779 nucleotides. The record is from the annotation of a GenBank genome assembly. Lineage: Eukaryota; Viridiplantae; Streptophyta; Magnoliopsida; Solanales; Convolvulaceae.
CAAAAUCCUAAAACUCUCCAUCUCCCUAUACUUCUUCUCUCUGUCCGCCAACCCCUUCGACCUCCACCGUCCGUCGCCACUGUCAGCCGCCGCUCUCCACUGUCUGUCGCCACCGUCCGCCGCCGCUCUCCGGUACCUAGCUCCAUCGAUCUUCGCCGUCCCUCUUACCUUUUCAUCAAGGUGGCCUCCAAGGAGGAGGCAGCCAAGGAGGAGGCAGCCAAGGAGGAGGCAGUCGCGGGGGAGGCAGUCGCAGAUGAGGCAGUCGCGGUGGCAACCGAGAAGGCCAAUGUGGAGGCAACUGAGAAGAAAACGAGACUGAAGAAGAUUAUCUAUAUAAUGAUUCUAGAUAUUAUGGUGGCCGGAAGAGCUUAUGAAGGCAAUUUCUGUGGAUCUUCAAGCUAUGUAGACAUGGUAUGACAUUGUAACUUAUAACUACUGCCUGUUGCUCGAAACUGUCAGCGCUCAAGUUGCUGCUCAAGUUCGUCUUCAUUUAGAUAGCCAUAUGUGGAAAUUAAUCUUUAAAACUGCCUGUUCUUGCCAUCUAUUUCUUCUGCCUUCAAUCAAUUCAGCUUUCCUGAAUCAUCAUCUCUGUUAUCUUCUUUAUCCGAAACGAAAACAUUGAUGUUGGCGCAUCUACCAAGGAAGUCUAUUUUGUAAGCUUAUUAGCUGAUAUUUAGCUGGUUUGACUAAAAAUAGCUGGUCCAAAUGGUAAAGAAGCCGAAAUUGUUGUUUGGUAAUCAACUUGUUGAUUCGGCUGUUUAAUCCCAAGAAGCCGAAAAGCAAAAUGCCAAGGGGAGCAGCGUUUGUGGACAGCUUGUGUGAAUUAUUCCUUUUAUGCCAUUGCAUAUUCCAAGUUGUUCGUUCUUCUUCAAUAAAAAUCAAACCUCACAAAUUAAUCUGCCAUCUACGUUUUUUAGUGCAAGGACAAGAUUGCGUACAUCCGACCCCCUUACCUCACCGAAGGUAUGAGAGCCUUUGCGGCAUUAGAUGGAUGUGCAAUCUGUGCGGGUGAUACUCAUAUUGGAAGAUAUGCUUAGAGCAUGUGCUUUGGAGUUCCAACGAAGUUAGGACAAACAUUUAGCUCUAGUGGAGUUUGCCUAUAACAACAGUUAUGAGGUGAGUAUUGGCAUGCCUCCAUAUGAGGCAUUGUAUUGGAGGAAAUGCAAGACACCUUUGUGUUGGGACGAGGUUGGCGAGGCCAAGCUCGAUGGGAUUGAACUUGUCGAGAUCACCAAGGUUAAGGUGAAGAUCAUUCGGGAUAGACUCAAGACUGCCCAAGACCGGCAGAAGAGUUAUGCCACAAACGGCGAAGGCCGUUGGAGUCUAAAGUCGGUGAUAAGGUCUUCCUAAGGAUUUCUUCUUGGAAGAGUAUCAUCCAAUUUAUAUCGAGGGGAAAACUUAACCCCCAAUACAUUGGUCCAUUUGAAAUCCUUGAAAGGAUAGGUGUCGUGGCAUACCGUCUCAAGUUGAUCGACACCAGAACUUGAGAAGAUUCACGACGUGUUUCAUGUAUCAAUGGUCAAGAAAUACAUACGAGAUCCGUCUCAUAUUCUUGAGAAAUCACCGGUAGAGAUACGUGAAGACCUACAAUAUGCAGUGGAACUGGUGAAGAUUGUGGGGCAACAGGUGAAGAAAUUGAGGAACAAGGAGAUUCCUCAACAGGUGAAGGUUCUUUGGAGGAGUGAUCGAGUCGAAGAAGAAACCUGGGAGACCGAGGUCUCAAUGAGGGAGCAAUACCCGUUUCCUUUUUAUUAGACACGUGGAUUUCGGGGACGAAAU